Bradysia coprophila is the source of this 1507-nucleotide messenger RNA. RefSeq lists its product as uncharacterized. The record is from RefSeq and is a predicted model, not a curated record. Gene Ontology annotation, biological process: fatty acid metabolic process. Gene Ontology annotation, molecular function: fatty-acyl-CoA binding. Gene Ontology annotation, cellular component: cytoplasm. Lineage: Eukaryota; Metazoa; Arthropoda; Insecta; Diptera; Sciaridae.
CGCGUAAUUUAUAUACAUGUGUGUGCUGUUCUAAAGUGGGUCAAUGCGGUCAGCUGAUGCUUAGUAUACUUGGAAAAUUGUUCAUUUGACGUUUAAAAUAUUGUUGUUGACAUUCAGUCGUUCAGUGUGCAUUUUUUAACACAGACCUUGUCCAACAGAUGGGUGACAAGAAAUACGUUGAACCAUCCAUCAUUGAGUAGAUUCAAUUUUCGGAAUGGGACAAAGUUAACAAUUGAGUUUGGUUUAAGUAAAAAAAGUGAAAGUCAUACAUUGCACAGUUGGACUCGAUAUAUGUGUAUAAUCGAGCAAAGUUCAAAAAGGCACUCCAUUCAACUGAAUAUAAAUAACAUUUUAUUGUCUUUCGAUGUAUUGCUGAUACAGAAUAGAUCUGUGUACGAAGCGCUACGUGAAUGGUUUGCCAUUUAUUAAAUGCGUAAAAGAACAAUAGCAAUUAAGAAAAAUGGCUCAAAUCGAACAACGAUUCAAUGCCGCCGUGAAUGUAAUUCGCGGUCUGCCCAAAAGUGGUUCCUAUCAGCCGAGCAACGAUACGAUGCUCAGAUUUUACUCGUACUUCAAGCAAGCAACGUUAGGACCAUGUACGCAAAAGCAACCGCCUUUCUGGGACGUUAUCGGUCGUGUCAAAUACGAUUCGUAUAAACGGCUGGGCAAUAUGUCGAAAGAUCGAGCCAUGGAACUCUACGUGAACGAAUUGAAAAACAUCAUGGAAAGUAUGAUGCAUGAUGCCGCUAAUUCGACGGGUAGCGUAAGCGAACUGAAUGGCAUUGAUAUCGGCGAUUUGGAAGUAGUUGCACCGGAAUUGAUGAAAAAAGCUAUUUCGCAUCCUAACUCACCGUUUGCGUCCAGAGAGGCGAGUCCGAUUCGCAAUGGGUACACGAACGGCACUACCAGUGUGCCGCAGCUCAAUGGAAACAAACAUUUCGACGAAAGUAACCAAAGUGGACAUACCACCGAACAUUCCGACGAUGAAUACAUCGAUACAGUUGACGAUGAUUCAUUUUUGACCAGCGAAACAAUUGUACCUGUUCGCAUAUCCAGACCGACAAUGAGACGUUUUGUCCAACAGAGCAGAGUUGAGCCGGAUACAUUCCAAUCCACAAGUUACCAACAGAUUGAACCAGCAAUUAACCAAAUACUUCGUACCGUAGAAUUAAUGAACAAUGAUUUACAGCAAAUAAACCGUCGCAUCGAUACUGUUGAACGGCUGAUGGCCACAAUGGAAAACUAUCAAUUGAAAACGAUGGCCAGAUAUCCGAGAUGGUGGCCGUUCGCAGAUAUUUCGCCGAGAUGGUUUAUUGUUUUGUUACUGUGGCCAUUGGUGGCCAAUCGGUUGGGGAAAAUGUUACGCAAAAGAACGAAUUAAAUUUUUUUGGUAUCUAAGGAAAAACACGGUGCAAUGAUAUUAACGGGACAGCCAAUUUACUUAAGGUUUAUAAAAUCGAAAAAGUAGUAAAAAAAUAAAGGAAAAGACGCAAUUUUGUAUUUAGUU